Molecule: messenger RNA, 4847 nt
Organism: Neodiprion fabricii
Lineage: Eukaryota; Metazoa; Arthropoda; Insecta; Hymenoptera; Diprionidae
Exons: 10
Coding region: 151-2022 (623 amino acids)
Source: RefSeq, a predicted model, not a curated record
CUAUGGUGAUGAAAGGCAGAACAGAUUUCACAGCCGGGGUAAAAUACGCCGGAAAUAAUACACAAGGCUGUACGAAACCGAGAGACAGCGACUCUGGCGGAAAGGGUUAGACACUCACCUCUCACGCUGAUGAAAGAUUAUUAAGACAAAAUGAUGAGAAAGAGCUGGAUCUUGUUGGUUGUUGCGGGUUUCGCAUCAGCUCUUGGUCCACCACCACAUCGAACAGAGGAAGGUUCGCUUCGGAGUGCUUUGAAUGCGGUUACCAGAAAACAACGAUCUCUAGAAUCCAGCCCUGAUGAAUAUUACAACGAUCUUCAUUCCCUGAAAUUCUACGGGAAUCGAGACCGCGAACGCGACGACGACUUAGAAUUUUUACCAUUUGAAAAUGGUCAGCUGGAGACAAUCGGAGAAGGUGUUCAAAAAACUCUGCCAAAUGCUCAUUGGGCAGAUGAAAAACCUAAAGAUAAUCUUAAUACUAAACUGUUCGACAAGAUGUUGCUGGACUACUUGGGAAGUGAAGCUGGCCAGGGAGAACCGGUACCAUCCGCGUUUAGGGAACGAGAUCGAAGCGGAAGUCAGAAAAGGGGAGGAAACAAUGCUCGGCCAAGUAUCGACGACAAACAAUUAGCAAAGUUGUUUUUAGAAGAAUUGCAGGAUGAGCCAUCCGCGGAUUCAGCAGAAGUUGAUGACGAAGUGGACUUGAACAUCUUCCGAGAUUGGUACAACGAUAAGCACAACGUUGAACCUGAAAGUAAAGCUGAUGGGUACAACUUCCUAAAUACACCAAUGUCUUGGGGCGGAACUUUCAGCAAGCAAAAUGUCAAGGAUCAGGAUCGAAACCUUGUGUACGUGCUACCUGCGGAGCGCAGAAAUGUUAAUGGCAGGUAUCCAUUGGGACGAGAAUACAAGGAAUACAUAGAGUUAAGAAAACGUUAUCCGGUUGCUAAGAGAAGCCCGAAACCAAUGCCGCAGAAAAGACAAGUAACAGAUCCAAAGGUGGCACAGGAUCUGGGGAAUUUAUUUGGUGAAAAAUCGAAACGCCAUCACGAUCAUACACAUGAACAUGACCACGACCAUUCCCACUCUCAUGACCACGAUCACAAACACGAACAAACAUCGGAGGCUCCCAACACCACGACUCACUCGAAGGUUCAAGACAAGAAAGUAACCGAGCAAGAUAAGCCGAGAGAGCAUCCAAUUGAAAUCAAGAAGAAGAGCGUUGAUUGGUCCCAGUAUUUUGGAAUCGAUCGGAGGAAGAAGAAGGCAAAUUUAUUAGCCCGACCUGGUACACAGGACCAAGAUGACGAAUGGCUACUGCAACAAUAUUACAAGACAAUGGCUGAAAAUUUGAAACCAUCAGAACGCGUUGCCAACAGAGAUAGCAGUGAAAAAAGAAACAUGCUGCAACAAAUAGAUUCGAGACUGAAGAGUCUUGAGGAUCUGAUAAUCGAAGAACCGUUACGAUACACAGGCUCUAGAGAUGCCAUCGAUAUUCAAAAGGUCAAAGAUAAUAUCAUGGCUCGGGCAGCGGCGUCUUAUUCUUUGGAAAAAAUGAGACGGACGCUGAGUGAAUUUCAAAAUAAUAUAACCGGACAAAGACAAACUCAAAAAGUAACUUCUCCACAGAACAAUCUUACCACCGGGCUGCCCGACAAUACGAACGACGACAAACGAGGCGGUAACAGCGAAGCAAAUGACGAAGGUACCGACGAUGACGGAAGUUGUCCUGAAAUCGAAAUUGUCGAGAGAAGAUGCAAGGCAGUUGAUAUGUGGGUGGGAAAUAGGGCGCAAAUUUUCUAUCCACUUUGUAUCAUGCAUCAAAUCUGCCGCGCCUGUGUUCAAGAGGAAAAGGACGAUCGAUCGUGCGAUAAACUAUUUUCUUCGGCGUCUAGGGCGUGCGAAGGUCACGUAGGCUGUAUCAGGGCAGCACAUGUUGCCCGCACCACAUUAUCGCAGCUGCAACCACUUGUUGGGACACCCGGUUUGUGUCUUUGCGAAUUACAGGCUCAGAUGAGAAAGUAAUCACUGAGCGAUAAUAACCACGGCGAGGCUUUCCUAUGAUUUGAAACGACUUUCGUAUGAUGUUCGAUUUAAAAUAACCGUUAAAAGACAUUCCAUAUGAAGAUAAAGAUUCGACACGCUAAUUCCAGCAUUGUACAAAUUUGACACUGCAACAAUGAAAAAUAAGGAAAAUAGUAGGGGUGAGCGGGACACAGAUAAGCAUUCCUAGUACAUGCAGCUAGCGCCAUUUCUAAUUUUUUGGCACAUUAGGUAGAACUGCAAUUCUCAUACCGAGGUGAAAGUUGGCGGACUGAGUAAUCGACUGCGCAUGCGCAAAAUAAUGGGUCUCCAUUCGUCGGCGGGAUCGUGCCGCGUCAAUAUUUUCGUCUGUAAAGCAGGGCAGCCAACUUACUCUGUAGCGUAACUCGGUUUAUAACAAAAGUUUGCCAAAUCAGAAGGUCUGCAACUAUUCGAGAUCAGCCUAACGUAAAAAAAGAAUUGCAUCGAAAUAAGCUCUGUAAGCUGUGUUUGACGAAUGAAAUUUAGGCGACCUGCCUGCAUGAAAAUCAGGAAAAGCUUAGUUUCGCCGUUUCUAUUUUUCGACAAAUAAUUCAAUUAAUUGAAUUAAUCUAGAUGCGAAAUCGAGUAUAUAAUUGAAAUAAACAUUUUUAGCGUCAACGAUAGACUCCCUGAUGUUGUGUUUGACCAAGGGACAAAAAUUUUCUGACGAUAUUACGAUAGAUUUUGUGAAGCUAAGCUUUCUCAACGUGUCUUCUGAGCCCCUAGACUCUCCCCUUCAUAUAUAAAUAUAAUUCAAUGUACAUGGUAUGUACGUCACUAUAUUCAAAAUUAUACAAUGUUUUAUGGCAGUGUGAAAAUUUGAAGAAUUUGUUGUUAUUUGUUACAUGAUAUAUAUUAUACAUAUAUGUAUACAUAAUACAUAUAUUAUAUAUAAAUGAAUAAUGGUCUGGUAUGACUGAAAAUUUUAAUCAGUUCUAUCAAGAUACACAUUACAUAUUUAUUAUAGAUAUAUUUAUAUGAUGAGUGAAAAUGGUUUAUCCUUCUAUAAAUAUUAAUUGCCCUACGGUUUUUCUUAUAAAGUACGAUUUUUCCGAAGCACCUUGUGCGUAAUAUAAUGAUUUAUAAAUAGCUAUUACCAACUAUUGAAAUGUUUAUUGACUAUUUCAUAGUGAAACUAGCAAAUGUAAUAAUCUUACAUUCUACUGUUACAUCGAAAAAUUGAUAGGAUUAUUUUUCAGCUCGAAAGCCAAAUAAUUCUUACGUGUAAUUUAAAAACUGUAAAAAUCAGUCUUAUAAUUUUCUUCUCUCGUUAUGAACAUGAAACGUACUAAAAUUCGAUGUGAUGGCCUAUAUUGUAGUUCGAAUGAGCUUGUCCUGAUGUUAUAUGGUUAAGGAAUUCAUUAAAGAAUUGGCGGAAGGUAUGUUAAAAAUAGGAAUGGCAGAAUGGAGCAUGAUCUAUCUAUUUGCGAGACAUGAACUGGAAAUGUACUUGAUUUUUAUACUGUUGCGUAGAUCCAUUUUUGAAUGAACAUUGGUUAAAUAUGACAAAUAUUUUCGAUCAAUCAAGACAAUAAUAAUUGAACAUUUUUUAAACUUGUAUGUAGCACUUUAGGCGUAUAUAUGUAUAAUUAAUAUACGUGUACAAACGUUUCAUAUAGAAGUCCAAUUAACAAGAAGACGAGUUUGAAUUGUGGAUAAUGUUAAAUUUUAUUUUAGCUCUAGCCGUAUUUACUUCACCUUAUUUAAAACUCAAACUGGGCUUCCUGUGAUGAUUAUGAUAAGAGCGUCAAAGAUGACGAUGAUGAUAGUAGUGAUUAUUUAUUAUCUUCUUCGCAUAUUAUGAAAAUAUUAACAUACCAAAGUACUUUGAUGCUUCGCAAAUAGAUGAAUUCAUUCGUUUUCUAUUGCCGAACACGGAUGACACGCGACACCUUAAUCGUCGCUUACAGAAACGUCCACUUACGAUUCAAAAAUACAUCUAUCUUGUGAAAAUUCAGUGGUGCAUACGUACAUACUUAUAGGGAAAUACGUAUGAAAUCGAUCGAUUUUUUCUCUCGCUUCAUCGAGAGUACCUACGAUAGUAAGACCUACUUAAAUUAUUAAAAAAUCUUCACUCGUUGCUGUUAUAAUGCUGUAGCAUUUUGAAAUUUUUAUUGAAAAAUUAUUUACAAUGAUUAAGGGAUUAAAAAAUUUGAAAACAUUUAAAAUGGAAUUCCUGUACCGUUCUACGCCUAAUUUAAGAAUUUCCAAAAUUGUAACACGAUUGAAGAAGGCGAGAAAAAACGUGUAUUGUUUUCAUUUGGCUUUCCUGUAUAUGUAUCAGAGAAAAUACUCGUAUAUUCAUAAAUAUAAUAUACUAAAUGUUGUUGAGGCACGUAUUAAAAAUGAACAAAACCGAUAUCUUAUAUAUUAUUAGAUAAUAUACGUACUUGUACAAUUAUUGAAAUGAUAUUCAUGACCAGAAAUUGAACAAGGAAAAUGUUGUGUCCUACGAACCAAGAGCAGCGAAAUUUUUUGACAUUCUUAUAAACGUAUUUUCUCUGCUGCUGCAUAGAAAACCGUCAAGAAUUAAAUGCACGUGGUAUUGUGUAUAGUAUGGAAUUAUUUCCCUAUAGAUGAAGUACAGCCAUCAAGAAUAAUGGACUCAGUUCUUGACACGCAAUAGCUACCAAAGGACAUGAUGAUGGAUUUCAACAAGCACCUUUGCAUAAUAUUGCGUUUUGUUGAUUUGAUAGAUUCAAUAUUCUAUUCAUGUUAUAAAAUAUACUCACGUAACAUGUGUAUCAAGCCUCCAUGUAUGAAUAUAAUAAAUAUAUUUAAACAUA